Messenger RNA from Eupeodes corollae, 1558 nucleotides. RefSeq names its product putative nuclease HARBI1. Bases 821 to 1558 code for a protein of 245 amino acids. The record is from RefSeq and is a predicted model, not a curated record. The transcript has 4 exons. NCBI's taxonomy places the organism in Eukaryota, Metazoa, Arthropoda, Insecta, Diptera, Syrphidae.
GAAUGUGCCUAUUGUAAAUAAGUCCUAUAUUUUGACAUCUGGUAUCGUGUCAGUGAUGAUACAUGUAGGGAAGUUUCUUAGCUUAGGGAUCAAACUGAAUAGGUAAAUAUUCAUAUAUUAAUAUUAAACUAUUUUACCAUUUACUAUUGCAAUCUUAAGUCAUUUUAUGUGUAGGUUAUGAGUCCAACCCAAAAUUAGUAUGGUUACAAAUGUUAAUUAAUUCAUAAACUUUACGAAUGCUUCAAGUUAGUUUGGGGGGUCUUUAUGUUCUUUUAAGUUAGCAGGGAAAUUUUAAGGAUUUUUGUUCGUAUACAUUGGUAUUUUUUAGUUUGGCAUAUGACCAUCACUGGCAAAUGUUUUGAUUUUUGUGUUAUGAAAAAAAAAUUCAAUAAAUAGAAUGUAAAUACAAAUUUAAUGUUAUUGUGUACAAAAAUAUAAUACAAACAGUGAAAUAAAUAUAAAAUGAUAUCCUCAGAGUUCUUUUUUGAAGAUACCGAAGAUGAAACCAACGAGGACAUGAUUAUGGUUGCCAGAAAUAGAAGGCUAAUAAGGGAUUCUUCCAAUCCUCUGGAGCUUCCAAAUAAUUUAUUUUUGAAACACUUCCGAUUAUCAAAAUCAGCAAUUGUUCAGUUGUUGGCGGACAUCGAAGAUCGACUCAAGCCAACUAAAAGAUGUACGGCAAUACCGAACGUAGUUAAACUGGCAGCUACAUUAAGAUUCUGUGCCCACGGAUCAUACCAAAUUUAGCGUUGUUAAUGAGUACUGUCUCGGCCUUGCACAGUCCACUGUGUCCCUUGUACUUAAGGAAGUACUUAAUGUCAUGGAAAAUCAAAUUUGUCGAAAAUGGAUAAAAUUUAAUUACUCUGAAGUAGAAAAAAGUGCCAAAUUAUACUUUUUCGAAAGAAGCCAUAUACCAGGUGUAAUAGGUUGCGUUGAUGGUACGCAUAUCAAAAUUGCAUCUCCAAAAAAGGAGUUACAGCAUGCGUACUACAACCGCAAAGGAUUUUAUAGCAUAAAUGCGAUGAUCGUUUGUGACGAUGCAAUGAAAAUACGAUUCAUAAAUGCAAAACAUCCUGGGUCAACACACGAUUCAAACGUUUUUAACAUGUCCAGUUUGAGGACACUUUUAGAAAGAGAACAUCAAAGAGGGCAAACAAACACUUGGCUGCUUGGUGACGCAGGAUAUCCUUUGAAGCCAUAUUUAAUGACCCCAUUUCGAAAUACUGAGUCAGGUUCAUUAGAAAGCGCAUUUAACAAAAAACAUGCACAGGGAAGAAACAUAAUAGAACGUACAAUUGGUGUGCUGAAAAAUAGAUUCAGAUGUUUGCUGACGGCAAGACAGUUGCAUUAUUCUCCAAAGAAAGCAAGACAGAUUACGAACGUGUGUGCAGCUUUGCAUAAUAUUUGUCUUUUCCAUAAUACUCCUAUAUUGGAAGACUUCAUAGAAGAACCUGAAGGUGACGAUUCGGCAAACUUGGAAAACAUGAUUGAAAACUUUCGAAACGAGGAAGAUGUUUCAAUACGAAACCAAAUUGCAUUGUCAAUGUUUGAAACUUAA